CGUUGCGUGACUCUACAGCAAUGGAAAUUUCCCCUUUUACUGAAUUCUAGUCUUUACAGUACAGAAGAGACUCAAUUCUACGAUAACCGCCUCAUCAGUUUUCUCUCUCUCUCCCAUCGUCACUUGCUUUGUCCAAAUCCCCAACUUCCCCUCCUCCUCACAACACUUUGCCCCUUCAAAAACUAACCCCCCAAUGGAAACUAUUCAAUUCUCUUCAACUUCAACUUCUUUGUUUAUUUCAACUUCUUUCUUUUUCUCUCGGGUCUCUCAACAACAAUGGAGAUGGAGGAAGGUUUUAAGGGGUUACUCAGGUUAAUUGGUUCUGUUAAGAAUUACGAUUGGGGCCGUACGGCGAAGGAGUCUUGUGUUGGACGUCUGUAUAGGCUCAAUUCUCGGACGAAAAUUGAUGAAAAACAGCCAUAUGCCGAGUUUUGGAUGGGAACUCAUGACUCUGGACCAUCCUACAUUGUGGUGGAACGAGGAGGAAGAAUUCAGAAUGGACAUGCUAAUGGCGGAGGAAUUAGAGACAAGUGUUCUUUGAAAGAUUGGAUUCAGAAGAACCCUAGUGUACUUGGAGAAACUGUUCUUGCCAAAUGGGGUACCCAGCUUCCUUUUCUCUUCAAGGUACUCUCAAUUGAGAAAGCUUUGUCUAUACAAGCUCAUCCAGACAAGGAUCUGGCAAUUCUUUUGCAUAAGGAGCAGCCACUCGUUUACAAGGAUGAUAACCACAAACCUGAGAUGGCUUUGGCAUUGACCAAGUUCGAGGCCUUGUGUGGCUUCAUAAGUCUUGAGGAGCUUAAAGUGAUUGUUCAGACUGUGCCCGAGAUUGUUGAAGUAGUUGGUAAUGCGCUUGCAGAGCUAGUAUUGGACUUGAGCGAGGAUGAUGAAGAGGAGAAAGGUAAAUUAGUGCUCAGAAAAUUAUUCACGGAGAUUAUGUCAGCUAGCAAGGAUGUGAUCACGGAAGUACUUGCUAAGCUGAUUAGUCGUCUGAACAUUAAAAACAAGGUAAGGGUGCUGACCGACAAGGAACAACUGGUCCUAGGACUUGAGAAGCAGUAUCCAUCUGAUGUUGGUGUUUUAGCAGCAUUCUUGUUUAAUUACGUGAAGCUCAAUCCUGGUGAAGCUUUAUAUUUAGGGGCAAAUGAACCCCAUGCAUAUGUAUAUGGAGAAUGUGUCGAAUGUAUGGCAACCUCAGAUAAUGUGGUACGCGCUGGCCUAACUCCCAAGCACCGGGAUGUUAGAACUCUCUGUUCAAUGCUCACGUAUAGACAGGGUAACCCUGAAAUUCUGCACGGUACGGCAAUAAAUCCAUACACAGUGAGAUACCUCCCUCCUUUUGAUGAAUUCGAGGUGGAUCAUUGCAUUCUCCCCCCAUAUUCAACUGUUACCUUCCCUUCUGCUCCUGGUCCGUCCAUGUUUUUGGUCAUGGGAGGAGAGGGAACAAUGACCACAUCAGCAGAAGUGAUUGUGGUUGAAGGUGAUGUCCUAUUUGCACCUGCAAACACCAAUAUUACCAUUGCAACCUCCUCUGGUUUGCACUUGUAUAGAGCAGGUGUAAACAGCAGAUUUUUUGAGGAAUGAUAGUUGUAGGCUUGUAGCCCCUUAUGCUUGCUAAUAAAACAGUGAAUUUUUCUGUUACACUGGCUGUUCCACCUUGUAUUAAUAGCAUGUUCAGGUAUAUAACCGCUUAAGUUAAGUGUAGUUUGGAAGUUAAAAACAUCACUGGAAAGGUGGAAAUUUUGCUGUACUAUUUCUUCUAUUGUCUAAUAUCAACAUUAAGAAAAGGUGCUUUUAGAAAACAGAGAUGUUAAGGAUUAGAAAAGUACAAAUGCAGGAAAAAGAGUUGUACUCUAGUGUGUAAAGUGGGACUAGGUAGGGGCAAGAUUUGCUCUCCAGAUCUCACUAUACCGGAUCAUACUGAUAUGUUAUUGAGUAAAUUAGAGUAGGUGGUGUGCUGUGACUUGUUCGUAUCCAAAUUCCACUGUAUUCAUUUUAACCUUAAAUUUUUGUUAAUCCUUGCAGA
Molecule: messenger RNA, 2023 nt
Organism: Solanum lycopersicum (tomato)
Lineage: Eukaryota; Viridiplantae; Streptophyta; Magnoliopsida; Solanales; Solanaceae
Product: mannose-6-phosphate isomerase 2
Biological process (GO): GDP-mannose biosynthetic process; carbohydrate metabolic process
Cellular component (GO): cytosol
Molecular function (GO): zinc ion binding; mannose-6-phosphate isomerase activity
Source: RefSeq, a predicted model, not a curated record